UCAGGAGUUCAGUCCGCGGCGGCUGCAGCAGCGGAUCCCGCGCACUACCUAUCCAAGCGCCGCUCCUCGCUCGGCGCGCUCUCGCAAUUGUCAGCUGUGCGAACGACCCAAGUCGUGCUCGCGGUGAACUGUGCCCCCCAAGUGUGUGUGUGCGCGCGCAUAACGAUACGAAAGGGAGGACGCCGCGCGGCGAUGACUCCGUAGCGCGAGCGACCGCUCCAGGAUGGAGGUGAUCUCGACGCGACGGUACGAGGCGAGGCCGCCGGCCGACUCCCAUGCCUCCAUUCCAGUCGACCCGACGAACGCCGUGGCGACCGUGAAGGAAGAGGAAUGGGAGACGCGGAAGAAGAAGGAGAUCACGACGACCCGGCAGAUCGAGACGCGCGUCAAGCGCCAAGUCGUCCUCGAGGACGGCGAGGUGGUCGUCGACAGCGGACCGCAGGUCACCACCAAUACCACCGAAGACGUCGAGCAGCAGGAGCACACCACGCAGGAAAGGCGCACGACGGGCGACGAGCCGCAGAAGAUCGACUGGCCGGCGGCCGCGAAAGCUGGCGCCCUCGUGCAGAAGGAGCUGAACGAGACCAUCAUGAAGAGCCGCGAGGAGGUGGAGGAGAGGCUGGAAACCGAGGAUCGACGGCAACUCGGCGACAUCAGCGACGAGGCGUACGUGCAGGCGGUGCGCAACAACCGCGGUGACCUGCGGGUGGCGUUGGCCGAGUCCAAGCGCCAGCUGUCCAGCACGCAGCAGCAGCAGCAGCAGCAGCAACAGCAGGGCCCCCGAGUGGUGCAGCACACGACGAGGUCGAACAAGGUCGUCGACACGGAGAGGACUCUGGAGCGCAGCGAGCUCAAGCAGGACGGCCAGAUCGUCACCGAGAGGAAGACCACCGUCGAGCACGAGGAGAUCAAGGACGACGAAGCUCCGAGGGAAGAGAUAGACGGCGUGCAGCGCGACGAGGUGGACGAGGCGCGCGAGGUGCGCAAGGAGGCGACCCAGCGCUACGUGAAGCGCCGCGACGAGGACAUCGUCGAUUACGUGGCGAACGGCGGCGAGCGCGUCACCCGAGAGAUGCGUUACGUGUCCGAGACCACCGAGGCCGAGCGCACUGGCGACUGGCCCAGCGAGCCCAUGCCCGGCUUGCGUCCCGGACGGCUUCGCAGCAGCCAGCACGGCUUCACGACGGAAACCCAUCAGCAAAAUCACGCGACGACGACCGCGGCUGCGGCGGCUGCGGCGGCUGCGGCGACUGCGGCGACUGCGGCGGCGGCGCGUAAAGACGCGCUGACUCGUAAGCCCCUCGACCUGGAGGAGGAGGACGAGGCGCGCAAGUUCGAAACCUGCAAGUGGCUGGAGUCGCACUUCGGCAGCGAGUCGCGCUCGUCGCACGGCUCGCUCGAAGACGAGGAGCACCACCGUCGUCACCACAGCACCAACACGAGUUACAUCAACGUCACGAUGAAAUCGGUGCCGACCACGGCGAGGGAGCACUACAAAGAAACGACCACGACUACGACCACGACCAAGCAACAGAGGCGCACCACCACCAACGGGGCUACCUCGCCCAGCGGUUACUUUCAGGGUAUCAGCGAGUGGUCCGAGAGAUACCAGUCCACUGCGAAGCAAAACAAUCACGUCCGGCCGAGAUCCCCGCAAUACACAAUGGACUCGAUGCGCGAGGCGAGCCGCAGCAACGGGCAUCAUCAUCAGCCGUCGUCGGAAGGCUUGCAGCGCAGCAGUAACCAGCAGCAGGCGUACACGCGCAGCUACGAGGUCUCGCGUCGCCAUCAAGAGCAACGUCACUCGCCCCCGUACGACCGGCCCAAAGUCGAGCCGCCCUCGCCUCCGCUCAGACGGAAGGCCAAGGAACAGGUAAUAACGACGAAAACGGAGCGCAGUUACCAUCAAGAAUCGGUGCCGCGAGCAGGUUCGGUGGAGCGCGCUUCGAGUCCAGUUCACGUUGUGCAACGCACCUGGGAGAGUCGCAGCCGCGACGAGCGCGAUCAUCACGAACGCCGUGAGCGCACGAGAAACGGAGAGCUACGCUCGAGCUCGCGGCGACAUCGCCAUAGUCCCGAGCGCACCAGGCACAGGCCACGAAGUCCUGCUUCGAGAUCUGUUUCGCCUUCACCUGUCAGAUCGUCACCUGCCAGAAGGGACGACAAGGAGAAACAUUCCAGACCUUCCAAGUCGCCAAGCCCGUCCAAGUACAAGAUCGGCGAGUCGUUCCGCAAGCUAGUGGGCAAGCUACGCUCGGCGAGCUCCGAGCGCAAGAACGGCAAGCGCCCAGGCGGCAGCAGCUCGACCUCCCAACUGACGCAGACCGACGACGGUUCGUACGUGCAGUACAACUCCGUGGACCGCAACGUGCCAUUAGGGCCGGACUACGACGCCGACGAUCGAGCGCCCGAGCGACCGCCCGAGCGACCGCCCGAGCGACCGCCCCGAUCGCCGCGCAACAACCUCGCCACGAGCGCCGCCAGCCACGUGAUCAACGUCCGCGAGUCGCCGAAAAUGAGCCACGCCGGCAGCAAGUACCGGAGCAGCAGCAGCCCGCGCCAGCACGAGUACAAGGAAAGCACGACCGUGAGCUCGCACUCGAGGAGCGAGCAGCCGAUUCACAGGUAUUACUUGGGGGAGGAUCCGUACGGCGGCAGCAUCUACGGCAAGGAGAAGGGCUACAGGGAGACGAGGCUGCACACGUCGAGACAUCGCGGCAGGCCCAUCGACGAGGUCGAUUACAGCAUGGAGUCGAGCUCCCUCGGGCGCUUCAGCAAGUCGACCGGGCGUCUAGUCAAUGAGCUGCAGAGCGAGUACGAGCGCGCCAGGGAGGCGCAGACCUUGCCGCGCAAAGCGCACAAUCAGGCCUCGUCGACUCGCACGACCACGACGACGACUCGGCGCGUGACCAACGGCACGACGCCGCUCACGCCCGCGCGCUACGUCGGCGCCAGCGAUGCCGUCAACGGCAAUGGCUACGAGCCAUCGAGGCAGUACGGCAGCAUGAUCAACAUCUCGUUCCGUAACCAGGUGAGCCCGCCCAAGACCACGCAUUACGUGCACACGUCGAGCAACGCUCAGCCACCGAAGCCCGAGAAAACCUACAAGUCGACUCUGUCGCGGAGCAAGAGCUUCAACGUCGAGAUCACCGACGACGGGGUCGUCGCCGCGCCUAAGACCAGGCCCAUCAACAAGUUGGACGAGACGCCACCUCUGAAAAGCCCCGGCAUCUUGGCGAGCAUCAGCAGGAACAACAACAGGGAAAAGUUGUUCACCAACGGCAGGUUGCAUGAUCACUAGCCGUCGAG
Molecule: messenger RNA, 3309 nt
Organism: Phymastichus coffea
Lineage: Eukaryota; Metazoa; Arthropoda; Insecta; Hymenoptera; Eulophidae
Gene: chas
Product: serine/arginine repetitive matrix protein 2
Exons: 12
Coding region: 224-3301 (1025 amino acids)
Source: RefSeq, a predicted model, not a curated record